This is a messenger RNA of Carassius carassius (crucian carp), 1983 nucleotides long. RefSeq names its product alpha-N-acetylgalactosaminide alpha-2,6-sialyltransferase 2-like. The transcript is spliced from 10 exons. Gene Ontology annotation, molecular function: sialyltransferase activity. Lineage: Eukaryota; Metazoa; Chordata; Actinopteri; Cypriniformes; Cyprinidae. The coding region runs from base 327 to 1703 and encodes 458 amino acids. The record is from RefSeq and is a predicted model, not a curated record.
UUCCUCAUUUCACAAUAGGGCUGCCUCUAGAGCUCAGUGUGUGGACGAGUGUGACUGAGAGCCGUGUUGUUAAACCUGACAUUCACCCCUCAUCGCUUAACAGGUGUUUCCCUUCAGAAGUCUUGGUGGUGCCUGAAGACUCCUACAUGUGAAAGCCGGAGCGCAGAACAAUGUAAUUAACUGGCAGCGUCCCUGCCAACCCUUCGCCCUUUAAACUCAAGUUUCAUCAAAUCACUUCUCUAACCCUUCUUCGAGAGGACGCUCAUGUGCUUACAAGGUGUCCAGACGUUCUUGGGAACACAGACUCACAACACAAGGAAAGAAGAAUGAUGACAGGCCGGCUGCCCCCGAGGCUUCUGCUGUGGUUCAUUGGGUUGUUAGGCAUCGCGUUAUUGACGUUAUUCAUGGUUUGUGUGGCUUUGCAGAUCCAGGUGCCAUGGCAAGGGACGAACCUCCAAACUUUCCCAAGUAAACAUUUCAGGCUUUUUUCUGACAAGAAUGACAGCAGUUCUUUGGAAAAUGAAUUGUCUGCUGAGAAUGAACUGGACUCUUCUGAAGAGUUGGCGCAUGAUUCAUUGCAGCAAUCAGAUCUCCAGGAUUCAUUAGAGUCAGGAAACGACAUAAUGUCUAAUCAAGCAAAGUCUGCUCAUGCAAAAAGAGAUAAAGCUAAUGCAACCAUAAGCUCCUUAAAACCAGUGGCAAAACCCACAGAGCCAGACUUUUUUGGUGACCGGUAUGCCACAGAGGACUUUCCUUCACAAACAAACUGUCCCAGCAACAUUAGGAAGCAUGUGCCUCAGACUCCGUUUGCUGAGAUGUUUCUGCACAAUAUCCCGGUGCUUCAGUGGGCAAAGCACUUCACCCCAGAGGAGUACCAGCGGUUGAGUCAGUACCGUGGAGCACACGGCUGGGGCAGUGUUAGUCCCGAAGUGUUGAACACCACACUGGGAAUUUUAAAUACAACUGCAAAUCGGUUGAUGUUUGAUGACUGGGAGGAAAGAACAAAACGAUCCAAGUGUAUUCGCUGCGCUGUGGUGGGAAAUGGUGGAAUACUGAAUGGUUCAAGGAAAGGAAAGGAGAUUGAUGAACAUGACUAUGUCUUCAGAGUAAAUGGUGCGGCUCUUAAAGGGUUUGAGAAUGAUGUUGGAUCCAGGACCUCCUUCUACACAUUCUCAACCAACACUAUGCGAAACUCCAUGCGUAGCUAUGCUCGCGUAGGCUACAGAGGUCCACCCAUAUCCAAGGAGACCAGGUAUAUAUUCCUGCCAGACCAUGACAGAGAUUAUAUCCUUAUGAAAGCGGCUUCCACACACACAGCAAUUGAUAAAGGCCCUGAGCGUAGCAAAAAACCCCCUGAAUACUUUGGUACAGAUGUGACGGUAGAAAAAUUCAAAAUCUACCACCCGGACUUUAUCCGCUACCUCAGAAACAGGUUCCUGCAUUCCAAACUUCUGAAGACCGGUGCAAGGAGAAUUUACAGGCCCUCCACAGGAGCAGCAAUGCUCCUAGCUGCUAUUCAUACAUGUGACAAGGUUGAUGCUUACGGGUUCAUGACCCCUGACUACAGUACGUAUUCAGACCACUACUACGACAAACAGUGGCGUAAAGUGCGUUUCUAUGCCAAUCAUGACAUGCGAAUGGAAAUGAGGCUGUGGCAAGAGCUGCAUAAUGCCGGACUGAUUAAUCUCUUCAUGCGCAAAUAAGCUCAAAAGGAUGUGCGCUACACAUUGUAUAGGGUGUUUUUUACUGUCAGUACUGAAAAACAUUUGGAAGGUGUGUACAGUACAAACCUGUUAUACUCCCCUCUGUUUUAGACAUUUGCCUUUGAGGGAAAAGUUCAUAUUGUUGAUCAACCAAAAGCUAUGGGUUCAAAUUAUGUAGCUGAUACUUUAGAUUGAUUGUCUUUUGAGGCUAUUCAUGAGAGACAAAUGGCUGACUAAUGUGUAAUAGGGAGAGUAAACAUGGAUAGAGUUCAGGAAUAAC